Messenger RNA from Solea solea (common sole), 2798 nucleotides. RefSeq names its product integrin, beta 2 (gene itgb2). Bases 108 to 2444 code for a protein of 778 amino acids. Gene Ontology annotation, cellular component: cell surface; integrin complex; focal adhesion. The record is from RefSeq and is a predicted model, not a curated record. Gene Ontology annotation, biological process: integrin-mediated signaling pathway; cell migration; cell-matrix adhesion. The transcript is spliced from 16 exons. NCBI's taxonomy places the organism in Eukaryota, Metazoa, Chordata, Actinopteri, Pleuronectiformes, Soleidae. Gene Ontology annotation, molecular function: integrin binding; amyloid-beta binding.
UUGGCUGCGUUGCACUUCCUUCCUUGUGUAAGUGGAGUUUUCUCUUCACCCAGUGUUCGACACAGUUGUCAACCACAGAGCAGAGCUGCAGCUUCCUGUUUCUGAAGAUGAAUCCCUGUGGGUUAUUUCUUCUACUCCUGCUGAUGAGUAGAAAUGGACUGUGUCAACAAGAGGAAGUCUGCUCCAAGUCAGUGAUUAACUCCUGCAAUGACUGUAUCAGAUCUGGACCAUACUGCGUUUGGUGUCAGCAGCUGAAUUUCACCAAACCUGGUGAGCAGGAAGCAGCGCGCUGUGACACCAAAGCUCAGUUGAUGGCGAGAGGCUGCAUGGACAUAGAGAUCAUCUCCCCCAAGAACAAACUAACAAUCAUCACCAAUAAACCACUGUCUAGUUCAUUCACCCGGCAGGAGCCCAUACAGCUCAGUCCACAGAAGAUCAGUCUGAAAUUGAGACUUGGGCUUCCCCUCACGUUCAGUGUUCAUUUUAAAAGAGUUGAGGGUUACCCUGUUGAUCUCUACUACCUGAUGGACCUGUCUUACUCCAUGAAAGACGACCUGGAAAAUGUCAAAGGUCUGGGGCAGAGUCUGUUUGCAGCUUUGAAAAAAAUCACUGCUCACGCUCAAAUUGGGUUUGGUGCCUUUGUUGAUAAGACAGUCCUUCCUUACACGAACACCAAUCCAGAGAAACUAAGGAGGCCAUGCGACGACAAUUACCAGCAGUGUCAGGCUGCCUUUGGUUAUAGACAUGUUUUGAGCUUGACAUCAAAGGAGGAAGACUUCAAGACCAAAGUGAAACAGCAGUUCAUCUCUGGGAACUUGGACUCUCCAGAGGGAAGCCUUGAUGCAAUAAUGCAGGCUGCUGUGUGUGGGGACAAAAUAGGAUGGAGGAACAGCAGCACUCGGCUGAUUGUACUCACCACUGAUGCUGGAUUCCACAUGGCUGGUGAUGGAAAACUGGCAGGAAUACUUGAACCCAAUGAUGAACAGUGCUACAUGGAAUCCAGUAUUUAUGGCAGGAGCAGUGAGAUGGACUACCCGUCUGUGGGACAACUGGCGAGGCAGUUGGAAAAGAACAAUAUUCAACCUAUAUUUGCUGUGACGAAAAAUAUGGAGGAUGUGUAUAAGCAACUCUCUAAAAUGAUUCCAAAGUCAGAGGUGGGAGUUUUGUCAACAAAUUCUGACAAUGUGGUCAAUCUCAUUGUAAAUGCAUACAAUCGACUUUCUUCCAGCGUCACUGUGACCCAUGACACACUCCCUGACAAUGUCAGAGUUGUCUAUACUCCGAUCUGCAGUAAUCCAGGACCAGCAGGGGACAGCAAAGGGAUUUGUAACAAGGUCCAUGAUGGAGACGAGAUCUCUUUUAAUGUCACUGUGACAGCACACUCUUGUAUGGAGGGCCAGUCUUUCACUAUCAGUCCACUGGGCAUUAAAGACACAUUGACAGUGAGCUUGUCGACGAACUGUGAGUGUUUGUGUGAGGACCCCAAUGACAAAAAACACUCUCACUGUAAGAUGAAUGGGAAAGUCAGCUGUGGUAUUUGCAGCUGUAAUGAUGGCCACGUUGGUCAGUUCUGCGAGUGUGCCGUCGGUGAGAAAGGCGACCAAGCCCUACGGUCAACCUGUCAGAGGCAAAACGGCACAGAAUGCGAGGGUCGAGGAGACUGUGUCUGUGGUCGAUGCCGGUGCCACACCACAGAGAGUGGGAAAAGUUACCAUGGGGACUUUUGCGAGUGUGAUGAUGAGCACUGUGAAAAGUACAAGAAUAAGCUGUGUGGAGGUAAUGGUAAGUGCAUAUGUGGCAAGUGUGACUGCAGUACAGGCUUUGAGGGCUCAGCCUGUCAGUGUGCAGUAUCUGAGGUAGGCUGUCGUACGCUGAACAACUCCGUGUGCUUCGGCCGAGGAACCUGCAAAUGUAACCGCUGUCAGUGUAAGGAGGGAUACCAGCGGCCACACUGCCAGCAGUGCCUCGGCUGCCCUGACCCAUGCCAGACCAAACUGAGCUGCAUUGAAUGCCUUGGAUUUGAAACCGGCCCUUUGAAAAAGAACUGCACUGUGGCAUGCAGCCGGAGUAUUUAUCAUGAAAUGGUGGACCACUUCCUGUUAACAAGCAAACCAUGUCACCAGAAGGACUCGGAGGGCUGCUGGGUUACUUUUAAGCUUGAACAACUGGUUGGAGAGGAUAACUACAAGGCUGAGAUUCAGAAACAGCGAGUCUGUCCAGAGCCACCCAGCGUCAUUGCUAUAAUCGGAGGCUCCAUAGCAGCAGUGGCUCUUAUUGGCAUCAUGCUGCUGAUGCUCAUCAAGUUAUUACUCUACAUGAGAGACCUGAAAGAGUUCCGAAAGUUUGAAAAUGAAAAGAAAAAAUCCAGAUGGGCAGAGGCUGACAACCCACUGUUCAAGAACGCCACUACCACUGUGGCUAACCCCACUUUCACUGGAGAGUGAAAGCCUCCACUGCAGCACAGCCAUCAAUCUGCACUGCUCUGUUCAAUUCAUGUAUGUGAUUGAUUACUGGAAAUGUAUUUGCAAAUGUCCACAGCCAGUGAUAAUAGGGAUUAGCUUGAUAACAGUAGCCGUCUCUGAUUGCCUUAUUUAUAUGACUGAAUUUGCAUUGUACUAUAUACACAGGGACAUUAUCCCCAUAUUUAAGAAGUAUGAGUAAUCCAUUUUUAUUUAUUCCUUCUAUGAUGAUUUUAUAUGAAAUUAUAUUUAAAGGGGACAUAUUAUGCAAAAUCAACUUUUUAAUCAUUUUAAUACUUAUAUUUGGGACUCUGAAGGCCUUACCAGUCACCAAAGUGU